UCUAUCGGAAACAGCCUCUCUAUCCUCUCGGAGGUAGGAGUAAGGUUUGCGUACACACUAUCCUCUUUAGACCCUACUAGUGAGAUUUCACUGGGCAUUGUUGUUGUUAAUGAUAUGAAUCCACCAGGAGUGGAUCGCCUGGAUACCUUAUUGAGAGGUAACCAAAGACUCAAUUCAGUCUCCCUCUGGCAAUACUUCGUGCAUUUUCUUUUUGAGUGGUAUGCAUUCAUUCAUUUUGUCGAGAUGAUCUGAGUGACAAAAUUCUUGUUUCUUUCACCUGGAGCCGGGGAAAGGGAAGAAGAAUUCUUGCUGAAGCUGAUGUAACCAGAGAUUAAAUUCAGCCUCCCCCCUCUCUCUCCCAACAUGUUUGGAAAGCUGAUGCUAAGUAUUUAAGUCAGAAGAAGGAUUAUAGAAUUUCCUGAUAAGUUGGUAGUGUUGUAACCAAUUCUUCUGUCGUGCUAUGUUUUGUUGGCUGUCAAGAUGAAUCUUGCAUGUAUGCACUUCUCAGAAAGGAGCGAGAAUUCCUCAAGUCUCUUCCUUUAGGAACUAACGCUCGAGUUUGUCAUUUUAUGGCGCCAAAAGACCGACAACUAAAAAGGAAAAGGAAAACAAAGAGAGAAAUUGCCACGUGCUAGAUUACUGGGUAGAUCCAGCUGACUCUAAUCUCAUUCUAUCGUGUGGUUAAUCUUGGGAAAUAAUGCAACUCGAUAGAAGAAAAUUUGUUUGGUGAUGUGGGUUAAACUCCCUGUUUUUUUUUUUCCCUUAAAUUCCAUGCUGAAUCAAACAACUUCGUCUAAAUUGAAAUGAAGGGAGUAUUAAAAUUCAAGGGAUGUAUUAAUAUUGCGGAUGUAGAUGACGACCUUAAUUGAGUUUUGGAGGAAAUAGUGUUGGUUCAUCAAGGAAAUGAAGAAGCAAAUGUAGAUGAGUGUUAAUAAGAGAUGCAGGCAUAAAUUAAGCCACUUGCUCAUUGAUCCGUGAUAGUAUAACUUUUUCUUGCAGAGAUGUGAAGUAUGUACGGUGGGAUAUCUUGUGAAAGCUCUUUUAUCCUGUGAAUGCUUUUAAGGAUCAUCUAGCAGAGAAAAGAACUUACCGCUUCCUAUUUACUUCAUUCACGCCUUUUCAUUUCUUUCUUUAUGAGAGAAUUUGAACAAUGUUUUCAGUCACUUGAAUUAUUCAAACUAAAACAGAGUAAUAUUGGUCUCCAUGAAGGACUUGUCUUUCUUUCAGUUGAAGAAUGUCAUGGGAGCUAAGCUGAGGAAAGGCUUUAAAAACUUUUGUAAUAACGAAAGCUCUACCUCCACUCUCAACCAUCAAACUGCAGCCUCUGCCCGCUCUCUCUCAUCUACGUAUAUGAUGGUCACUGCUACUACUGAUCUAAAGCUGAACGAAAGGAAUAACCCGACAACCUUGGAGGAGAUGUUGCUCCAAUUGGACAUGGGGGAGAAAAUGGCAAGAAGAGAAAAGCUGAACGAAUAUGGGCAGCAUAGAAUGUCUUGUGUCAACACUUCAGACAUUCUUCGAACUGCAAGGAAAACGCUAAACCAGUAUCUCCGCUUUUCUCUGGAUGGCAAAGAUGCCAUGUUCCGGUCUUCUUUCCAUGAUGUGUCUCCUUUGCUAACCACAAGUGUUGGUGCAAGAAAAUCAGUAUGCUGCAACCGCGAGCUGAGGAAAAUGGAGAUGAAAACUCAAACUCAAACUCAGAACAUGCACCCGGCAAUAGCAGGGGAGAGAGUUGUUUGGUGUAAACCCGGAGUAGUAGCUAAGUUAAUGGGACUUGAAGCCAUGCCAAAAUCAAUACACAGAAAACAUAGUAAGGAUAGAGUGAGUGCAAUUAUCAAAAGCCAAAGCCUGAGGAAACGGUACGAGAUAGAGAGUAAGAGAAGAGGAAGGGUGGUGGUGGAAACGAGCUGUGGUGGCCACAACUCUAAUGUAAAGAGAGGGAUAAAUAAUCAGAUGAGCUCUUGUUCAAGAAAUGGCUAUUGCGUUAUGAAACCCGUUUCAAUAGACCUAACAAAAGAUUACAAAGAAGUAGGCUAGCCAAUGCGAGGCGGCGUUUUGUACAGAAAUAACAAUGACAUGUUGUAAGAUUUUUCUUUUUACUUAUUGUUCAACUCAGGUGCUUUUGUCAAUCAUAUAUAGAAGAGGACUAUCUUUUGUGUAUGCCAAA
Messenger RNA from Nicotiana attenuata, 2167 nucleotides. RefSeq lists its product as uncharacterized. Lineage: Eukaryota; Viridiplantae; Streptophyta; Magnoliopsida; Solanales; Solanaceae. Bases 1204 to 2037 code for a protein of 277 amino acids. The transcript has a single exon. The record is from RefSeq and is a predicted model, not a curated record.